CACACACCCAUAUUCCGAGUCAGUGGAUCUAGAUUCUCUCUCUCUGCCUGUGUUUCUGUGUUUCUGUUGGAAGAUGCUCUGCUGGGAGUUGUGUCUGACCCUGCUCCUCUGGGCUCUUCCUGUGAGGACUAUCCCUUCCACCAACAUCAAGAUCACACACGCCUUCCCCCUCCAGUUGCCAGAACCAAGCCAUCCCGUCACCUGUCCGUUGUUCUGGACUGAGUUUGAAGGUCACUGCUACCGUUUCUUCCCCAUGAACCGGACCUGGGCUGAGGCUGACCUGUACUGCGCUGAAUUCUCCAAUGGUCUCAAGUCUGCCAAACUCACCUCCGUACACAGCUGGGAGGAGAAUGUGUUUGUCUACGAUCUCGUCAACAGCCGUAUCCCAGGGAUACCAACAGACAUAUGGAUCGGCCUUCACGACAGGAGACAGGAGGGCACUCUGGAGUGGACCGACGGCAGUAACUAUGAAUACAGCUACUGGGAUGGCAACCAGCCUGACGAUGGCAUACACCGUAUCCCUGAAGAGGAAGACUGUGUCGAGAUCUGGUACAGGCAGAACAGCGCACUAAGGUCCUGGAAUGAUAACAGCUGUGACAAAGCCUUUCCCUUCGUUUGCAAGAUCCCCACAGUGGACAACUAGACCUCCAGGGUCCAACACUAACGCACGCACGCACGCACGCACGCACGCACGCACGCACGCACGCACGCACGCACGCACGCACACACACACACACACACACACACACACACACACACACACACACACACACACACACACACACACACACACACACACACACACACACAGAGCCCCACUGAAAACGAUGAUAUUGGGGAACUUUCUCGCUGCUGUUCUUACCUUCUACUUCAUCAUCCUCCCUCUCUUCUUAUCCUCCCUCCCUCACUCCUCCCUCUCUUCUUCUCCAUCAACUCUCCCUCUCUCCUCCCUCCAUCCUUCCUCUCUUCCCUGCCUCCCUCAACCCUCCCUCUCUUCUACUCCUCCCUCAUUCCUCCCUCUCUUCUUCUCCUCCCUUAACUCUCCCUGCCUCCUAUAGUAUAAUGCACUAGGUAUUUAAUAGGGUGUCAUUCAGGACAUCACACACAGAGGAACACAUGGGACUUAUCAUGUGAAGGCCAGUCAUCAACCUUCCUUCCCUCCCUCCCUCCCUCCCUCCCUCCCU
Salmo salar (Atlantic salmon) is the source of this 1184-nucleotide messenger RNA. Its product is annotated as C-type lectin domain family 19 member A. Lineage: Eukaryota; Metazoa; Chordata; Actinopteri; Salmoniformes; Salmonidae. The record is from RefSeq and is a predicted model, not a curated record.